UUAAAAAUGCCUCAUCCAAAAAUACGUCAAGCUAUCAUCCGUGUCUCAAAAUAUUGAACCCGGUUAGUUCGCGCUGGUCUGUGGAGGGAGAUUGCCGCGCGCGUUUACUUCCAAAAUUCCCUGAAAAAAUACACCUUGAAUGUACUAAAAUACUUUAAAAAUAUACUAAAACGUUCAAUUUAUUUAUAACUGUGUGUGUUACAGUUAAUUUAAUAGUGGUUUUUCGUAUAUGUUUAAGUGAAAGUUAAAAUGCCUAUGAAAACCAAGAUGGCUGAAUUACGGUGAAGGUUUUCGUUUCGUUGGAUUUUCAGUAGUUUUCAGAAGAUUUUAGCUGGUUUUUUGAUCUGGUACGGACAACUGAAUUUAAUAUCGAUUCUAAAGAAGACUUUCAAAUAAUCAAACUGGAGUCAAAAAAGAGAUGAGGUAUCGGGCCUGGUGGCGUGGUGGUCGCGUGUGACAACAUGGACGUCGCGUGGGUGGUGCUAGCCGCCGUCUUCAUAGCGGCGCACGCGCAGAACAAUAGAAAUGAUGGUCCAAGGUUUCUGUCGCGAGGCCAUUCCUUCAGAACCGUGGUGGGAGACACACUACUAUUGCCGUGUCAAGUACAGAACUUAGGGUCGCUAGUCCUGCUCUGGCGCCGAGGACCGGCCGUGCUGACAGCAGCCAGCCUCAUGGUGACCAGAGACGAGAGGUUCCGCCUGGUGGACGGGUACAACUUGCAGAUCACAGAUGUAGGGCCACAGGACGCCGGCGACUACGUCUGCCAGAUAUCGGACCGCGUGGCACGGGAUCAAGUCCACACAGUUGAGGUCCUGGUCCCGCCCAGCGUCAGGGCGUCACCGGAGUCACGUCACGCGGCGGCGCGGCGCGGUGGGGCGGCCGUGCUGGAGUGCAGGGCGGCGGGGAACCCUGUGCCUACUGUAACGUGGCAUAAGCUUGUGAUUCCUGUUUUCCAGAAUGACACCAACACGCGGCUGGGAGAAGGUCCACAACUACAGUUAUCGAGACUAGAGAGGGGACACAGCGGCCGAUACGCCUGCACUGUCGAUAACGGUGUUGGUGCUCCUCUAGUUGCCGAGUUCCAGCUGCAAGUACUAUAUCCCCCGGAGAUUACAGUGGAGAGAUCCUGGGUGCAUACCGGGGAAGGAUUCAGGGCUGAGCUCCUGUGCACUGUGCUAGCCGACCCUCCAGCAGAAGUAACUUGGUACCAGAACUCCUUCCCGCUGAGUGCAUCGGAGCGGGUGACGAUGUCGGCGCGAGGCAACAACCACACUCUACUCAUCGCGAACGUUCAGCCUGAGGAUUUUGGGAACUACAGCUGUGUGGCUGACAACAGUCUGGGUAGAGCGAGACAGCACGUUGAGGUGUCAGGGCGGCCGGGGCCAGCUCGCUUCACGUCGGCUCCUCUUGCUCGCUCGCACACUCGAUACAUGCUCGCCUUCGCUGUGGAUAGCUACCCACCGUUAGAUGAGCUGAGAUUGCUGUAUCGGCAGCUGGCGAUAAACGAGUCGUUCCAGCAGCCGGGUCGCUGGCACGACGUGGUGAUCCCUGCGCCGGAGCCGGGCGGCGCGCUCACGCACCGCGUCACGCACGAGCUGCGCGCGCUGCAGCCCGGCGCCGUCUACGAGGCCAUCGUGCAGGCCAAGAACAGAUACGGCUGGAACGAGGUCAGCGACAUAUUCCAAUUCCACACGCUCGGUGGAUCCCACACAGCUCACGCAGACGAACUAACGCCGAUGUUCUCAUCAACAGAGAGGAUAAAGCUCGCGAAAUACGCCAUCUUAUCAGCAUUGUACUUCGUUUUAGCGCGCGUUAUUUAAAUUCGACCAAUCAGAACUCUCCGUUUGACAACUUUUUUAAACUGUUUAUUUUUUUAAUCGUGAAACGAUGAGACACCAACACGUUUUAGAUUUAAGCUUUUUUAAGAGUUGUGAUGGCUGUUUGUAAAAUACUGAUGCCAUUUUUUUCUAGUUUUUUUUAAAGUAAGUUCUGGUUUUUGCGCGCGGUUUUUGUAUUCUCACUUUUUAUGCUGAAAUUAAAUCAAUUUGUACACAAAUAUACAAGCGUUAAAAAAUAAUGAUAAAAAAUGAAGAGCAAAGUUAUAAUACGUAAAAUAUUCUCGAAACAUUUCAACUGACAUACAUUUGAUAUUCAGUGUCAAAAAUCGCGCGCAAAUCAAAAACCACAGAUAAUAAAUUAAAAUGGCUUUUAACGACGCUUAUAAUGUUAGUGUUGCCAAUACCUCGAAAAAUACUACCAUUUUGUAAAAAGCGCAUCAAUGUUAGGUUCCUUGAAAAUAAUAUUUUGAAUGUUAUUUUUGUAGAUUCACGCACAUUUGACUUUCUUAAUAAUUAAGUUAACAUUUAAGCAAUUUUUAUCAGUUUACAAAGAGAUAGGUUGUGUUUAAUUAAUAUUAUAUUACUUUAAAAAUUAAAUUAGUAAUAAUGAUGAUUAUUAAAUAUUGCCUAAGUUUAAUCCUUUUUUAAUCCACUUUAAAUUAAAAUAAUGUCAUAAUAAUAUUCGUGUACAAAGUCCUUUCUAUAUUACCGUAAGAAAACAUCACAAAUAAUCAUUAAUUAUUAAUUUAGUAAAAUAUUACUCGAAAGGAACCUUCAGAAUCUACAUCUACAUAGUAAAUAAUAAAAAAUACUUUUUAAUAAUUUCGCAUAAAACCAGCUUUUCACAUUUAUUGAGGAACAUAAUAUUUUUACUAUAAAAAAUCCAUAAUAAAGUGAAUUUAUUAAUAUAUGUAGUUAUAAUAAUAUUGUAAGUAAAUCCUGAAACGAGAAUUGAUGACAAGCCUGAGAAAUGAUACGUGAGUUUUUAAUAAAGAGAUUUUAUAUAUACGAAGAGACAGAUAAAUAAAGUGUGGGAAGAGAAAAGAGAAAUUAAAAAUGUUGUUUGAAUUCCUGAAUAAAUAAUUUUUACUUAGAAUUGCUAAAAACUGGUCAAGUGCGCGUUGGACUCGCGUGCUAUGUGUGGUUUCGUAAAAAUAGACUACAAAAAAAACAUUCACCAGCUAAUUUUUGACUAGCCAACCUUACCGGAGUAAUAGGUGUCCGUCUGAUUAACCUGUAAAGGUCCCUGUUUUGGUAUAAAGGAAGUGUUAGCGAAUAUGUUUAUAUAGACCCGAGUUGACUGUGUUGACUUUAUCGGAGUUACAAUUUGUAUGGAUAAUUUAUUACAAACCGCAACUUAACAUCGUGCUUGUUAAAGCAGUUUUAAUGUCUUACGGGAUUGAUUAAAAACCUCUUUAAUAAAAUCUCACGUAACCUACAAUAACAAUUGCAACAAAUAUGCAAGCGAAAAACGAAAAAAAAAACAUGACAAAUUUACACCGUACACCAAAACGUAUAAUUUACUUGUCUUAUGACAGUUAAAAUUUCUUCUGGUUUUAUUAAAUAAUUUAAUAUUUGACAAGGAAAAGCUAUUUUUCUAUUUUCUAUUAUUCCUUCGUGUGUUUGAAGGGAACUGAAGAUAGGUAAUGAAUGUCCUGAAAGCUGCUUAUUUCUAUUUCUUUAUAGAUUUCAUCUAACACAUAACUUUAACAUGUAACAUUUGAAUAAAAUCCUGUACUUAUGUGGUGUGCAUAAAGAAGUGGCAUA
This is a messenger RNA of Trichoplusia ni (cabbage looper), 3605 nucleotides long. Its product is annotated as igLON family member 5. Gene Ontology annotation, molecular function: axon guidance receptor activity; protein binding. Bases 462 to 1820 code for a protein of 452 amino acids. The transcript has 13 exons. Gene Ontology annotation, cellular component: axon; plasma membrane; neuronal cell body. Gene Ontology annotation, biological process: synapse organization; homophilic cell-cell adhesion. NCBI's taxonomy places the organism in Eukaryota, Metazoa, Arthropoda, Insecta, Lepidoptera, Noctuidae. The record is from RefSeq and is a predicted model, not a curated record.